Messenger RNA from Brassica napus (rape), 798 nucleotides. RefSeq lists its product as uncharacterized. The record is from RefSeq and is a predicted model, not a curated record. Bases 1 to 798 code for a protein of 265 amino acids. Lineage: Eukaryota; Viridiplantae; Streptophyta; Magnoliopsida; Brassicales; Brassicaceae. The transcript has 5 exons.
AUGGCAUCAUCUAGAGUGUUUAUGGAUACUGAUGUCCAGCCUACCAAGGAUUAUCUUGCAUGGCUGAGCUCUAACUUGGACAUUGCUAAUAAGAUUACGGCAGAGGUUGUCACUAAGCGUGAGCCAGUAACACUAGAGGAACUAUACUCUUACAUCAAGCAGGAGACUGCUAAGGUUGCUUGGUUUGAGUGCACAACAACUAUAGAUGAUAUUGUCCAGAGUUCUUCUUGGUAUUAUAUUUCUUGUGGUGGGUGUAAUAGUAACACAAUCAAAGGGUCUACUUCACUAAUUUGCAACAAUAAGAAGUGUGUGAAAAGGGAGGUUACAGGCGUUCCUCAAUAUCUCACGAAGAUUGCUGUUUAUGAUAAGAGUGAACAAGCAGUUUUUGUCAUUCUUGGUGAUGCUGGUAAAGAGUUGACUGGGAAGCAUGCAUCCGAAUUGGUUGCCAAAUAUUUUGAGUCAAAUGAGGAAUUAGGAGCUAACCAUCUCGUGCCGGUACUGCAAGCUUUACUUGAUACGAUAGGGCACACGCACAAGUUCAUUGUCAAAAUCUCAGAUCAUAACCUAACAGGCAAGACUCAAACCAUAACUGUCACAAAGAUACUUCCACCAGAAGCUCCACUUGCUAUAGCACACUUGGAAGAAGGCACUACUCCAGCAGUGUCCGAUGAUGUUUUGAAGGGUGUAGGUGAUGAACCUGGUCCUUCUACAAGCUUUGAGCAUUCCGCUGGUGAUAGGGUCAGAAAAUCCUCUGAGAGUUUUGAAUCACUUGAAGCAAAGCGUUCCAAGAGUGGCUAA